Molecule: messenger RNA, 2608 nt
Organism: Anneissia japonica
Lineage: Eukaryota; Metazoa; Echinodermata; Crinoidea; Comatulida; Comatulidae
Product: RCC1 domain-containing protein 1-like
Exons: 6
Coding region: 152-1510 (452 amino acids)
Source: RefSeq, a predicted model, not a curated record
UUGUAAACAAACGUGUUCUUCAUUAGCAAGUGUUCUUUUUUUUUAGAGUUUUUACACUAAAUCUUACUCAUUCUCGCGAAUUCUUACUGACGUAUUCUCAAUUUAUAUGCUGAUAGACAGUAGCUGAAUAGUGCUAUGUUAUUGUUAGAAUAUGUUGGUUGGUUUUGGUUACAAUGCGUUUGAGCAAUUGAUAUCGACAGAGAAAAGAUGCAUUUCCACUCCAGUUCCAAUAUUUGCUGACCAAUGCAGUGAUGGUAACUUUAAGGUUAUCAUCCAAUGGGGGUCUAUCCACUUGCUUAAAGAUCAUCAAGUGAUUUGCAGCUCAAAAUCGUGCUUAUGUUCCCUUUUAAGAUCAAGCAAAGAGGUCCAGAAAGAGAAGAUCACUGAUGUAGAUUUUCGUGGCAAUGCUGCAGCUGUUGUUGUUACCAAAACAGGAGUCCUCGUAGUGAAUAAAAAUGGCAGUAUUGAAAGAGUAGAGUCCUCGAGUGAUGUCACAGGUUGCAGAUUCAAAACUGUCAGAGUAGGAGACACACACAUCAUUGCAACAAAAGCUGAUGGAAGUUGUGGAGAAGUAGUCUACAAUGAGGCAAGCUAUGUAUAUCGGCCAAUUUUAUUGGGCAGAGUUUGUCAUGUGACUUGUGGAAAAGAUCAUGUACUUUUUCUGACAGAAUCUGGUGAAGUUUAUAGCUAUGGAAUUGGCAGCCGAGGUCAGCUAGGUCAUGGGCAGCCAGACUCGGAGAAAUCACCUCGUGUCGUUGAAGCUCUUCAAGGCAUUACAGUGUCUGCUGUAAGUUGCGGUGGUUGGCACUCUGCUGCCCUCAGUGGCAUAGGCGAUGUAUACAUAUGGGGUUGGAAUGAAUCUGGACAAAUAGGAUUUGCAAUGAAACCAAAGCCAACAUUCACAUCGGAAAACGAGAAAUUUAAUACCGAAAAAGAUAGUUACCAAAAUCAACCUUAUUUUGAUCAAAAAGCAGAAGAGGAGUUUUCUUCAGAGAGCAGAGAAAUUGAUAUGAAGUUUAAAUGCAAGGAACCAGAGCGUGAAAUGCAUGCAAUCGAUCUUAAUAGAAUAAAAUCAAGCUAUGAACUUCCAUUACCUUUGAAAACGGAGAGGGCCGAUGAUAAUGAAGCAUCUUGUUGCGAAGAUGGAGCAGAUGUUAGUACCUGUAAAGACAUUACUAUCCAGUUUUCUAUGCUACCCAGUCUCUUAGACUUCCCAGAUGACUUCAGUGUAUCAAAGAUCAGUUGUGGAUCAAGGCAUACAGCUGCUGUUUUGGAGAAUGGUAAAUUAUACACCUGGGGCUGGGGCAAGUAUGGGCAACUAGGGCAUGGUGAUACAAAGACAAUAGACCGGCCAACACUUGUCACAGCGCUGGAAGACAAACAAGUGGUAGAUGUUGUAUGCGGUGAAUGGAACACUGUUGUUGUUUGUGAAAGCCUGCCACCACCCAGCCAAUCCUUAUUAGAAGAGCCUGCCCUCUACCACUCAGCCAUGACAGAGCCCUAUCAUUAGAAAAUUUGUAAGUGAAACAUUGUACAUGUGCAUCAACUGACUUCCUUCAUUUUGUUUACUCCGACAUUGCCACAUAAUCAUGUGAUAUUGUGCAUACAUUACAGGCAAAUGUAGCUAUAAUUGAGGUGGCAUGAUAGCCAAUUUCAGGAUGGACAGCUCAGCUUGUUUUCAGACAUAGGAGGAUGAAUGUAAGCUUGAAAUGAUGACAUCAUUUUGUGAGAUACAAUUUUAAUGCAAUAAAAUAUGUAAAGUUAAUAAGAACAGUAGUUAUUUAACAGAUGAUCAUGUCUUUUUCAGCCACUGUAGGGACAAAUGCUUCCCUAUAGUUGCCACCAUACUUUCCUGUAUUUGGUGUAAUGACUAUAUGCAUUGUUCUAAUGUCUUGAAGUGGAUUGUAAAAAAUCCAUAAAAAAAACGAACAUUAUUAUAACCUGCGUUAUUGCUAUCUGAUUUCAAAACCAUUUCAAGAAGGGGUAAUAAAAUAUGUGCAAUUAAUAGAACAUACAAUGCCAUAUACAAGUCAGCAGGCAGUACUCAAUUGGGUUGAUGUGCAUUAUUUGAGAACAUAUGGUGUUUUAAUAUUUUUAAAAAACAAACAUAUGUCAAAUUAAAGAAUGGAAGUUUUUUAAAAUGACAGCAGAUCAGUCGUACUACAGUAUUUUGGUAGAGGCCAGUGGAAUUCAAGGAUGAAGCCCUGGUAGAGAUUCAAUUUUGGCUUAUUUUUAGCUCUCUGAAGCAUCUUAUAUUAUAUUAUGACCCAACCCUUUUUUGUCUGAGUAAUAGCCAACACAGGAAUUGGCUCUCCUGGCCACACCCCUAACGCUCUGAGAAACUCAGCAAUUUUGGGCCAUUUUUAAGCUGCUCUGAGACAAUUUAGGACAUACUAUGCACCCCCCACUGAAAUUAAUACUGUAUUAAAUCUAGUCAAGGCAAGAGAGCUCAGCAUGUAGACAUUAUCAAACAUGGAAGGAUGAAUGCCAAUUGUCAAGUUUUUGAAAUCAGUUUAUUAAUGAAAUCAAAAUUCACAUUAACACUAUCAUGAAAGAUCAUAUUACAGAGCACUUUUAAGAAUGUAAGGCAAGACCUUGUUCAUAUGGU